Messenger RNA from Lymnaea stagnalis (great pond snail), 4860 nucleotides. The record is from the annotation of a GenBank genome assembly. Lineage: Eukaryota; Metazoa; Mollusca; Gastropoda; Lymnaeidae.
CGUACUUGAGUAUACUUCACAUCUAGAGCACACUCUGGCUCACGCUAUGAGUUAUAUCGUAGUGUACCAUAUGUCACAAUGCUGCUCAUCUCACAGUAUACUUUAUCUGGUGUCAUUCCUCUUGUUGUCCUCUCGGAUACAAAACUUCAGCUAAGUGGUAUUAUUAUUUAAUUCCCUUUUUACCAUUAUUCAUUCGCCGGUGAAUAACUUAAUAUCAAAUCUAAGCUGAUAGUUAACUUAAUUGUCCUGCUGCCUAGCAGUUACAUAUUAGGGCCUUUUCUAGAUGUUUAACCGUGUUAACCCCACCUCCCCCCCUAUACGAGAAUUGAAGUAUGCCACCCAUCCCGUUUACUACCAUCAGCCCCCUCCCCCUAGGUCAUCCAGGCUCGAAGAAUUCAUUCAUUGGAUAUAAAAUAACUUCAGUUAUGUCUCAGAAGGGAUGAGAAUGAUGAAUGCUCUUUGACUUGAAAGUGUUGUGCAGUGGGCCACAAUUCUUCAGAUUCAAUUGUAGUUCCAUGGGUUACAUCGGAUCAACUAUUUUCAUGUCAGCAGCAAAUGGGACCUGGAAAGAGCUGUAUGUCCUGUUCAUGGAGAUUGGUUAAUUUUUAAUAUUUUAUUUCGGAGUGGGGAGAUUGUGCAACUCCUGUUUUAUUUUUUUUUUUCAAACUCCAGGUUUUGAAUUGUGAGGAGAUGGUCCAAUUUUUCCUCCUUUUCCCCUUAUUUGAAAUGCUUUCACAUUUAAAUACAUAUGAGAGAUGAGAUUCUCAUGACCUUGAAAUUGUACAUUACACGCAACGGAGACUCAAAUGGCAAACGUCCACUGGCUUGAGUAAACGCAGACGGAAAAAUCCAAUGUAUGAGUCUUAAUAUCAGCUCUAUGAUACCAGCUCCUCGAUACCAACUAAAAAAUACCAGCUCCACGAUACCAGCUCCACGAUACCAACUAAAAAAUACCAGCUCCACGAUACCAACUAAAAAAUGCCAGCUCCACGAUACCAACUAAAAAAUACCAGCUCCACGAUACCAGCUCCACGAUACCAACUAAAAAAUACCAGCUCCACAAUACCAGCUCCACGAUACCAACUAAAAAAUGCCAAUUCCACGACACCAACUAAAAAAUACCAGCUCCACAAUACCAGCUCCACGAUACCAACUAAAAAAUGCCAGCUCCAUGAUACCAACUAAAAAAUACCAGCUCCACAAUACCAGCUCCAUGAUACCAACUAAAAAAUGCCAGCUCCACGAUACCAACUAAAAAAUACCAGCUCCACGAUACCAACUAAAACAUACCAGCUCCACGAUACCAACUAAAAAAUACCAGUUCCACGAUACCAACUAAAAAAUACCAGCUCCACGAUACCAUGUCUACGAUGCCGAACUUCAUGAUAACGUAAACUCUUCAUCCACAACACCAUGUCCGUUAUUCACCUCCACAAUUCCAUCGCCACAAAAUUACCGACACGAUACCAUCUCCGCAAUACCAGUUCCACGACAAAGCUCCACAUUCCAAGCUCAGCGAUACCAGAUCCACGUUGUCAGCCCUGAGAGCGAAAAUGUUCGUAGAUGAACCUAUGCUAGUGCAUACAUUGCUUUUGAUAUUGUUUCUAUGUCAUUACUCUGUUUAUGUGAAGCAUUUUCAUUCGUCUUUCGCUUCAACAUUUAAACUUCAUUUUUGAAAAGAAAAAUUAACACGUGAACCAUACCAUGGUCUUCAAAAAAAAAAAAAAAAAAAAAAAAAAAAAAACAAAAACCAAAAAAAAAACAUAAAAAAAAAAAAAAAAAAAAAAAAAAAAUUAAAGUCAUAGUUGUCUUUUGACAAAUUAAACACGUAUAAAGAGAAGUCACUGUAAUCAGCUAUUUCAUCUCCUUGUUUCAUUGUAAUUAUAAUAAUUAAAGGACUGCUUUCAAUGUAUUAAACGUCCUAAUCUUUUUGUCCUGUUCUCUAAUUCAAGCGUGCACAUACCUCGUUUUGCUAUUUCAUUCAUUCUAAUUAGUAAUUUUAUUAAAUCUUAAUAUCAUUGUAUGUAAAUUGAAUUUAUUUAUUUAUUUAUUUAUUUAGGCAUUUUUAUAUAGCGCUUAUCAUAAAGCUCUAAGCGCUUUACAAUUAUUAAAACAUGUGAACUAAGUAAAAUAAAAAUGAGACACUAGGAUAGUAACUACUAUUCUAUGCAUUUUUAUAUAGCGCUUAUCAUAAAGCUCUAAGCGCUUUACAAUUAUUAAAACAUGUGAACUAAGUAAAAUAAAAAUGAGACACUAGGAUAGUAACUACUAUUCUAUAGAAACAAUGAAAAUGGCUAUAAAACGAGGACACUUUGACACUUCAGGAUCAACCCGAAACAGAAAAUGAGGUAGGGCAAGGAGGGUGCAUCACAGGUCAUAGGCGGACCUAAACAUUAUUCUCGGUCUAGACAUAUGAAUGAAUUGUGAAACAGUUGACGGUCUAAAUGAAGAUGUAUCCUAUUGUCUCAGUCUUGGGACGCUAUGAGGCCUUUAAUACUUGAUCAAAAUACAAAUUUGCUUACGGCCUGAGUCUCCAAACCAACGUUAAAUGGCUUGGAUUUGAUCUCUGGUCUACCGCUUCCUUCUUUUAUGUCUAGCAGUUCCCGAAAACUAAGCUCUUAAGUUUUGAUGUGUUUUGAUGAGUUGUUAUAAUGUUGGACAACGUCAGCAAAUGUUUUUAUGUUCACAACAUUCAAAAUUUCAAAAUGUUUAAAUCAUAAAUUAAAUGAGCGUCCCCACCCCUCCAUUCCCCACUCCUCAUUCCCGUCUGUUCCAGGUGAGUGUCCAGACGGUCAUGUUAACGGAGAUUCGUGGGAACUUCCUGGAUGUCAAGGUUGUGAUUGUGGUGACGGAUGGUAUGGUUGUUACGGGUAAGUUAUUAUUUUUUUUUUGUUGUUGCUAUUUUUUUACUGUGUUUGGCGUUAUGGAAAGUGUCAUCAGGGACGAAGCCGCCUAACAAAAAGGUACGCCGCUGGAGAUACCUACUGCCAAAGGUCCUGGUAAUAACACUAAUCACGGAAUGUCUAGCAAUGUGAGACUUCAAUCUAUUACUUCCCCAGGGUCUCCACUCUAUAACUCCUAACUAUGACUUGAUCUAUAAGUUGAUCUAUGAAUUUAUCUAUAACUUUAUCAAAUAUAUAAAUAUAUAUGUUUAUCUAUACGGUUUUAUAAUUUUAUGUAUGGCUUGAUCCAAACUUUAUCUAUAACUUAUCUAAACUUUUUAUAUGACCUUUUCUUUGGCUUUAUCUAUAACUUCUAGGACGUUAUCUAUAGCUUUAUCUAGGACGUUAUCUAUAGCUUUAUCUAGGACGUUAUCUAUAAAAUUAUAUAUAACCUUAUCCAGAACAUUAUAACUUUAUAUAUAACUUUACCUAAAGCUCUAAGAUAAAAAUACUCUGUAUUAACAGCAAUUCAACUGGAAAAUUGCUCUUGACUUUUGCUCCAGACAGCGAUAAGCGACCGCUAAAAUGCAAUAUUUAUCCUCACAGAUGUGGUUUAAUGGCUUUCUAUUACGACACGUAUUCAUGCUACGUCCAGGACAACUUAGACAAAGGCUACCCCCAAUGCUGUAAUCAAGAUUUAAUUUGUAAAGGUGAUGAGGGUUUUGACGAGUCCAAACUGCGACCAGAUCCAGAGCAGAUCAGAGAUCUGCCAGUAGAAGUCGAGGAACUCAAUGCCACUGACGACCCCAUACUCGUCGUGGACCCCGAUGAGUCUGUAGAGUGACUCGCAAUCCCCAAGGAAGUCACUGCCACUCCCCAUGUUACUGCAUAAGAUUGUGGUUUAGAUGGAAAUUAACCUAUAUUGGAUUCUAAUAAAAAGAUUCCCGUUCCAUGAAAAUGAAAUCAAUUUUUAUUUAGAUCUUAACAUUUAAAAAAAAUUGAAUUCCUGGUUUCUUAUUUGUUCAUUAAAAGAAAUGUGUACACAUAUUUAGAAAUUGUUUCUACAGAUAUUUUAAAAACAUAUUUUUCUUGCAUGCUGCAUCGUUUGUGUACUUGGCAUUAUUUUUGUUUUUGGUCAAAGUCAUAAUCGGGCUUUUUGUUGUUUUGUAAAUUUUAGUAGAUCAAUGUUAUAACUAUUGGAUACCAGUUUAAUUUUUUUUUAAAAUUAACAUAACAUUACUGAUAUAUCAAUCCGCAUUACUGAUAAACCAUUCACUGAACGGAAUAAGUCAAUGCUUUACAUUAUAGCCAUUGCUAUACAGUAUAGACAUUGCUACACAUUAGAGUCGUUUCUAUACAUUAUAGAAGUUGCUAUACAUUAUAGACAUUGCUAUGAAUUAUAGACAUUGCCAUACAUUAUAGAAUUUGCUAAAAAUUAUAGACAUGCUAUACAUUAUAUACAGUGCUAUACAUUAUAGACAUUGCUAUAUAUUAAAGACAUUGCUAUACAUUAUAGACAAUGCCAUACAUUAUAGACAAUACUAUCAAUUGUCCAAGGAAAAUGGGAUUCCUUUACAUCACGUCACCUAAAAGUAACAAAUUUCUUCCUGUUCUUGUGGUCAACCUGAGAUUUUCGAGAUCGUAUAUUUUGUGCUUGGUUUCUACCAUUUCCGUUUCUGUCAAAUUUUAUAUUCCUUCUUUUUAUAUUAUCAAUGCAAUGUAUGAUCUUUAUUAUAGCAUUGUAUGGGUUAAUAUCUAUUUAAUAUGAAUUUUCGAACUUUUUUAAAGAUGUUAAUAAAUUUUGAACAUUAUUAUUUCACUUUAGUAAAACAGCUGCACGGCUAAAUUAUUUAAAACAAGUUCUUAAGUAGGUAAAGUAAAUUCUUAGACUAAUUCAUUGAACGAUUUAAGCUAAGGAAACAAUCAUUGUUUUUUUAGAGAGUAUCUCACAAAUAUUAUACAUUUAUUUUGAUGACGU